Komagataella phaffii GS115 is the source of this 885-nucleotide messenger RNA. RefSeq names its product Peripheral membrane protein located at Vid (vacuole import and degradation) vesicles. Gene Ontology annotation, biological process: protein catabolic process in the vacuole; proteasome-mediated ubiquitin-dependent protein catabolic process; protein targeting to vacuole. Lineage: Eukaryota; Fungi; Ascomycota; Pichiomycetes; Pichiales; Pichiaceae. The record is from RefSeq and is a predicted model, not a curated record. Bases 1 to 885 code for a protein of 294 amino acids. Gene Ontology annotation, cellular component: GID complex; extrinsic component of membrane. The transcript has a single exon.
AUGCCUUCCAAUAGUUGUGUGACUGACAAUUCAUCCUUUCUUAAAGAAGAGGAUCCUAUAAAGACAGCCAAAGAUAAAGUAAACAAUGAAAGACAUCUCAAGGAUGCGUUAACAGGUGAUGAUGCUCACGCCAACAUCGAUGAGCAAGAGGUAAAAGGUUGGCAGCCAGAAGGAUCCAAAUUAAACAACAAGACUGAAUCAUACGACUUGCAUACCGGUUCAGCAAAUAAUGUCAGCGAGGACAAGUAUAUCUCCAUGGAAUUUACUCCCUCUUUGGCCUCAACCAAAUCUUGGCACAAAGGAGUACAGCCUCUCACAUCAUCAUUUUUGAAGCCAAAUGCUUCGUUCAUCGGGUCUCAGCAGUCAGGAAGAUCUACGUAUGAAGUAAAAGUUGAUUUGAAACAGGUCGAUCUCAAAAAGUCCACAUUGACUGGAUUUCUCACAAUUAAAGGUCUUACAGAGUCGCAUCCCGAAAUUAUUACCCUUUUCCAAGGAGAAAUUGUUGGCCCCAAAUUCUCCUUCUUCACUAAUAAAGAUAGCUGGGGUUCUGAUUCCCGUACUGAUAUCCAGCACUGGUCUCGGUUCCCCAGUUUUCGAAGUCUAAAUUUCAACUCUGGGAAUGACGUACUCAACAGUCACAUCUAUGAUAACUACCUAAACAACGAGUUCAUCUACAUGAGAUGGAAGGAAAUGUUUUUGAUUCCAGAUGCCAAAGUUAGAGAUAUAAAGGGGGCAUCGUUUGCUGGAUUUUACUACGUAUGUUUCAGCCAACUAACUGGAUCAAUUAGCGGGCUAUAUUUCCACAAGUACUCUGAAAAGUUCCAGCAGCUAGAAUUGUGCCAUGCUCCAGACGGCGGGUGUAGCUCCUACUUCAAGCUAGCUUAG